UCAUUGCCCCAUCACUUCUCUUCCUUGGUUACGAUACGAGCACAGCCGCCAAUCUUGUUCUCGAGUUGAACCUCCGCGCCUUCUCCAUGGGGAAUCGACGGCUCCUAUUGCUUCCGCUGGUUCUCUUCCUCGUCAUCUGCGCCUGCACAGCGCAGCCUGUUUCCCGUCGCGGCCUGGUCAGCGGCAAAGCCACCCCGUCAGAUGAGUCAUCCGCUCCCAAUGAUGCAGUCUCGUGGAAGGCCUCUAGCGCCAGUGGUACGCCCGAGGUCAGCGCGCGUCACGGCAACUCCAAGGCUGAGAAGCACGUCCCUGGGGCCCGCGUCGAAACCGUUGGAGGAAACCACUGGCAGCAGCGCCGCGCUACAAACACGUGGACGCCAGCUGGAAACCAGCAUCCGAGUCGCUCUGGCCCAGUCACAGCGCAGCACCACAAGCGCGGCACCAACGAGCGGGCCGCGCCCCACGUCCGUCCCAGCGGCGCAUUCCGCGUCGCGAGCAGUGCUGACGUGGCGCUUCGCCACCACAACCCUCCGCGUGGCUCCGGAAGCGGCGGAUGGGCAGCGACCGAGCAGCGCAGCAACGAGAACAGAAACGGUGCGCAGCACGGCGCGGCAGGGAUUCACAUGGCGGCAGCUGAAGACGUGGCGAUUCGCCACCACAACUCCCCGCGUGGCUCCGGAAGCGGCAGGUGGGCAGCACCCAAGCAGGGCCGCGGCACUGCUGGCAGCAACCGCAAAGGCGGCUUCAAGGUGCACAGCGAGAACAACCAGGCGCAGCACGGCAUGGCGGGGGUUCACGUGGCGUCGGACGAAGACGUGGCGAUUCACAGGGGGCACGGCGAUGGCGCCGCAGCCUUGCUGCCGACGAGCAGCGCCAGCCGCCAUGGUGCCGCGGAUCCGCGCCUCGCGCACCCCUCUGGAAAUGGUGACUUGAGCGGUGGGGACUACGAAGGGGCUGGCGCUGGUGCGAGCAAUGGCAGGGACUACACCGACUGCGAUGGCACUGGGGAUGGCAGCAGCGGCGGUGGGGGCGGCGGCAUGGACGUGGGGGCGAUCCUGGAGGAGCACAACAGGGCGCGGCAGGAGGUGGGGGUGGCGGACCUGGCGUGGGACGACGGGGUGGCAGCGGCAGCGGCGGAGUGGGCCAACAACCUGGCCUCCAGGGGGUGCCCUCUGGAGCACGGAGGGGCGGAGGGGCUCGGGCAGAACCUGUACUGGCGCGCACCCGCGGGGCUGACCCCUGAGGAGGAUCGCAUGGCGGUGCAGUCGUGGGUGGCGGAGAAGGCGGACUGGACGUACAGCCCCGUGCCCGAGGGGUGUGCGGACGGCAGGAUGUGCGGGCACUACACGCAGGUGGUGUGGCGCGACACCACGCAUGUGGGCUGCGCCUCCGCGCAGUGCCCUGAUGGAGGCGGCAUGUGGGUGUGCGACUACUCCCCUCCUGGCAACUUCGUUGGCUCCACACCCUUCUAGGGAGGGAGGCUUCUGGUGGAGAGCGGUGGUGGGAUGGAGGGAGGGGUUGGAGGUUCUGUGCUGGUGAUGGUGCAAUGGUUUGCUAGAGCAGUGGAAGGGCGAAGCAUGGGAGGAGUCUGUGAGCUCUCUUAGCUCUUGUGAGCUGCUCGCUCAUGCAGAGUGUGUGUAGGCAGUACGUUUCUGAUGUACCUGAUGUGUUGGAGACUUUUGCACUUUACAAAAAGACAAUCAGGCAGA
Closterium sp. NIES-67 is the source of this 1709-nucleotide messenger RNA. The record is from the annotation of a GenBank genome assembly. NCBI's taxonomy places the organism in Eukaryota, Viridiplantae, Streptophyta, Zygnematophyceae, Desmidiales, Closteriaceae.